AUGGCUUCCACGCUCAGACUCGGUACCUCUGCCCUCCGCUCCAGCACUCUUGCUGGCAAGCCGGUCGUUCAGUCUGCUGUCCUCAAUGGCCUGCGCUGCUACUCUACCGGCAAGACCAAGUCCCUGAAGGAGACCUUUGCCGAUAAGCUCCCUAGCGAGCUCGAGAAGGUCAAGAAGCUCCGAAAGGAGCACGGCAACAAGGUCAUUGGCGAGCUUACCCUUGACCAGGCCUAUGGUGGUGCCCGUGGCGUGAAGUGCCUCGUGUGGGAGGGCUCCGUCCUGGACUCUGAGGAGGGUAUCCGUUUCCGUGGUCUCACCAUUCCCGAGUGCCAAAAACUUCUUCCCAAGGGCCCCGGUGGUGAGGAGCCUCUUCCUGAAGGUCUCUUUUGGCUGCUCUUGACCGGCGAGGUUCCCUCUGAGCAGCAGGUUCGCGACCUUUCUGCUGAAUGGGCUGCCCGCUCCGACCUUCCCAAGUUCAUUGAGGAGCUUAUUGACCGCUGCCCCAGCACUCUCCACCCCAUGGCUCAGUUUUCCCUUGCCGUCACUGCUCUUGAGCACGAGUCUGCUUUCGCUAAGGCUUACGCCAAGGGUAUCAACAAGAAGGAGUACUGGCACUACACUUUCGAGGAUUCCAUGGACCUCAUUGCCAAGCUGCCCACCAUCGCUGCUAAGAUUUACCGUAACGUUUUCAAGGACGGCAAGGUUGCUCCUAUCCAGAAGGACAAGGACUACUCCUACAACUUGGCCAACCAGCUCGGCUUUGCCGACAACAAGGAUUUUGUUGAGUUGAUGCGCCUGUACCUCACUAUCCACUCCGACCACGAGGGUGGAAAUGUCAGUGCCCACACCACCCACCUUGUUGGUAGCGCCUUGAGCUCCCCCAUGCUCUCUUUGGCUGCUGGUCUCAAUGGUCUGGCUGGUCCUCUUCAUGGAUUGGCCAACCAGGAAGUUCUUAACUGGCUCACCGAGAUGAAGACGGCCAUUGGCAACGACCUUAGCGACCAGUCCAUCAAGGACUACCUCUGGUCUACCCUCAACUCCGGCCGUGUUGUUCCUGGCUACGGCCACGCCGUUCUCCGCAAGACUGACCCCCGCUAUAUGUCCCAGCGCGAGUUCGCUCUCCGCAAGCUGCCUGACGACCCUAUGUUCAACUUGGUCAGCCAGGUCUACAAGAUUGCUCCCGGUGUUCUGACCGAGCACGGCAAAACCAAGAACCCCUUCCCCAACGUUGAUGCUCACUCCGGUGUCCUCCUGCAGUACUAUGGCUUGAACGAAGCCAACUACUACACUGUUCUGUUCGGUGUCUCCCGUGCCCUGGGUGUUCUUCCUCAGCUGAUCAUCGACCGUGCUCUUGGUGCUCCUAUUGAGCGUCCCAAGAGUUUCAGCACUGAGGCUUAUGCUAAGCUUGUCGGUGCUAAGCUCUGA
Molecule: messenger RNA, 1425 nt
Organism: Aspergillus puulaauensis
Lineage: Eukaryota; Fungi; Ascomycota; Eurotiomycetes; Eurotiales; Aspergillaceae
Gene: cit1
Product: citrate (Si)-synthase CIT1
Exons: 8
Coding region: 1-1425 (474 amino acids)
Biological process (GO): citrate metabolic process; carbohydrate metabolic process; tricarboxylic acid cycle
Cellular component (GO): mitochondrial matrix
Source: RefSeq, a predicted model, not a curated record